Molecule: messenger RNA, 651 nt
Organism: Peronospora matthiolae
Lineage: Eukaryota; Oomycota; Peronosporomycetes; Peronosporales; Peronosporaceae
Source: the annotation of a GenBank genome assembly
AUGGUGGGGUUCCUCCGCAAGAAGAAAUCGGACCGCGCAGUGCUCUCGGGCGACACUGUGCUGGACCGCAAAGGCAAAGUGGACAAUGCCAGUCUACUAGACGGUGACGGUGAGCCCACAGAGGGCACGCUGUACGACGUGAAUGGUAAGCGGGUGAACCACCACAACCAACGAAAGUCGGACGAGGAGAAGCGGUCGAGUCCGAAUCCCAUGGCUAAUGCUGGCUACCCGCUCGUUCUGGCCACGGGUGCGUACCCCCCACAGCAGCAGCAGCAGCCACCGGGUGUCUACGGUUACGCCAACAACAACCCUCCGCAGCAGUAUGGCCAACCCCCUCGACAGCAAUACGGCCAACCCCCUCAACAGCAAUAUGGUCAACCUCCUCAACAGCAAUAUGGCCAACCACCUCAACAGCAAUACGGACAAUUGCCUCAUCAGCAUCAGUAUGGACAACCGCCUCUUCAACAACAACAGUAUGGACAACAGCUUCCUCAACAGCAGUACGGCCAGCAUCAACAGCAGCAGUACCCGCCCACGACGUUGGGAGGGCAAUACCAGUACCCGGUGCGGUACGGCCAGACGCCGCCUCCGAUGCCAUCGACCGGUAAACGCUCCCGUUUCCGUCUCCCUAGCAUUGGGAAAAAGAGUUGA